Molecule: messenger RNA, 1836 nt
Organism: Trichoderma citrinoviride
Lineage: Eukaryota; Fungi; Ascomycota; Sordariomycetes; Hypocreales; Hypocreaceae
Exons: 1
Coding region: 1-1836 (611 amino acids)
Source: RefSeq, a predicted model, not a curated record
AUGGCAUCCAACGCUCCUGAUGCCUCGCAGGCAACUCCGCCACCCCUCGCAGAUCAGACUCCCGCUGCUCAAGGCGGCCGCAGCCCUACCGUCCCCUUCGAGGAAGAAUUUAACGAAUUCCCAAAUGAAAUCUCCGCUUGGAACAGUGUGCUGAUGUACAUCAACCACAAAAUUCUCCCCGGCUUCGCCAAUCACCACAUUGCACGCGUAGGAAGGAGCGUCGCCCCAGGUCUCCGAGUGGAGGUCCAGACGGCAUGGGGUCCUCGCAUCCCCUCUACCCUCAUCAUCCGGCUCCAAGUCAGGAACGGGGAUGACAUUCAGGACUUCGCCAUCCUUACCCUUCCCAUGGGCCAAACCGAGAAACCGAUGGAUGCUGACUCCUUCCGUCCGAGUGAGAGACCGGAAGUUAGGCAUAUAUUCCCCAAGCAGCCGGGCGAUCCUGUUGGUGUGUCUUACUCGCGAUACCGCCAUCAUGAUUUGGAUUAUUUCAAGGGUAUCCCGAGUAAUGAGCCGACAUGGGUGCUCGUCUUCAGGACCACCUGGGAGGCCGUGCGACUCGAAACCGUCAUCGACGUCCACAAAAUCGCAGUGUCCUAUCCCGCCAAGUUCUGGGACCGAAUCGGCAGUCAGCCAGCUGGACUCAGAUCCAUCGUGGAGAAACUCAGGUCGACCUUUGACGGCAAAAAACCGAGCGAACAAGUCUCUAUCCAGUUUGUGUUCCCGUACGCCCGGGGCUGGGAGCGAGAUUGGUAUGUUUUCCUCACCGACAAGAGAAAGAUUAACCCUGGUGUUCUCGACCUCCAAGCUCUUUGCGACCAUCGAAUUGAGAAGUUGGAUUACUCCAAUGCCCUCAUUGGCCAACAAUGGCUCGACGAAGAACUCGCCUGGAAGCAGAAAAUGGCGUGGAACUGCGGGAAGACGUACUUCAAGGCACGUCUGCUCCCAUUUCCCGGUUCAGAAUGGAUUCCAACCACCAGCGACAUGGCCGAGUACGGCAUGAACGGCACCAGAGGCCCAAUGGCUUAUCUGCUGGUCGUCAACUUAAGCUAUGUCCGGGAGUUUCUACCCGACAUUGGCACCAAGUCCAAAGUGUACAUUAGAGAGCUCGCUCAGCAGGGCUACACACUGCCGCGACCGCUCGUAGCCGAGGCCGACGUCAAGGUGCUCGCCACCAGACUCCAGCGCACUCUUGGCAACGCGGAAGACUGGGCCAAGAAGAAGUUUUGGAACCGUGGGAGGACCCAGUGGAACGCAGAUGAAGUCAAAGAGCUCUUCAUACAGAGCGCCGCUGUGGACGUGGCCAUGUUCCUGCCCAUGCCGUCCGCAGAUGAUCGACGCAACGCAGCAGCCUCGCAAGCCGCCACAUUUCUCCGAAAGCGCGAGAACGAGGAUGACGAUGACCAUUAUCGCCGGAUCUUUGAUUGGAUCCGCGAGGCUCUGUGUGUCGCGCCGAAAACGAGGUACCACGAACCGUAUACGGGCAUUCGUCUGAGCUUACCACCUGGCGUUUCUGCAGAUGUUGGGCUGUUCUUCCUCGAGGUGCCCAGACAGCAGGACUGGCCUCGCGGUUUGAAGAAGCCCCCGAUGGUGGUUGAAGCACCAGAGAUGUCUCCCGUAACUGACCUCCAGGGCGUCCUCGACACAGCGUUUGCGGACCCUCGUGAUGUUCUUCGCACAGAGAUUCGUUACUCGGUUGAGGAAAAUUGGGAGUUGAAAGGGGACGAAGCUAUACCGAUCAUGAACAACGUCGACUUCAACGCGGAGGAGACUGCAUGGUGGAAAUUCAUGAUGAAAGGCACCAAGGUUGCCCAAGGGCCGACGAAGCCGAAACAUUAA